Molecule: messenger RNA, 4957 nt
Organism: Danio rerio (zebrafish)
Lineage: Eukaryota; Metazoa; Chordata; Actinopteri; Cypriniformes; Danionidae
Source: RefSeq, a predicted model, not a curated record
UUCGCUGAUUGGUCAGAAGCGUGCGCGUGCAACAUCAUGCGCUAUUGUUGCAGGAUAGCAUGUAAAUAUGAACGCGCGUAGGUUUUACUGUUCUGCGGAAGCGAAAUUGAUUAAAAUAUUCCGUUAUUUUGCUAAUUGUUUGCUUCUUUUUUGUUAAUCCUACUGGCACAAGUCUAGAAGAAAUGCGUCAAGACGCGUGCAUAAAUUAACGCAACGGUACAUUCUAUGUUGAUUGAAUGGAGUCGACUGUUCUAGCGAACAUGCGUCGGUGUUUAUUGUUAGUUUUUUAUUUAGUGCAUGUAUUGGCGGAUACAGAUUUUGCCAAAUUUGACGGUGCACCGCCUUCUAAAAUAGCUGUUGUUGGAGCAGGAAUUGGAGGAACCGCUACAGCGCAUUUCCUUAGGCAACAUUUCGGGCCAGAAGUGAGAAUUGAUGUGUUUGAAAAGGGGUCAGUCGGUGGUCGUCUGGCUACUGUCACUGUGAACCACCAAGACUACGAGUCCGGUGGAUCCAUCAUCCAUUCCCUCAACCUGCACAUGCAAGACUUUGUCCAGCAGUUGGGGCUGAAGUAUCGUAAGAGUGUGGCUGGGAAAACAGCAGUGUUCAACGGAGAAGAGUUCAUUCUAGAGGAGACAGACUGGUACCUGCUGGAUCUGUUUCGCUUGUGGUGGCGCUAUGGCAUAAGCUUCAUCCGUCUGCAGAUGUGGGUGGAGGAGAUCAUGGAGAAGUUUAUGAGAAUCUAUAAAUACCAGGCUCACGGCUAUGCCUUCAGUUCAGUGGAGGAGUUGCUGCACUCUCUGGGCGGUUCGGGAUUCAUCAACAUGACCCGCCGCUCUCUAUCCGAGUCUCUGCUAGAAUUGGGCGUCUCUCAGCGCUUCAUUGACGAAGUCAUUGCCCCCAUCAUGAGGGUCAACUACGGCCAGAACAUCAGCAUCCCUGCAUUUGUUGGUGCUGUGUCUCUAGCUGGUGCUCAGGCCAAUCUCUGGGCCGUGGAAGGAGGAAACAAGCUGGUGUGCUCAGGACUGCUCAAACUGGCCAGAGCAAAUCUUAUCCAGAGUCCAGUUACAACUGUUACUCUCCGCUCAACAGGGGAAGAGCACCAGUAUGAGCUCACCUACAGCUCUCAAAGCGAACAGACAUCCGAGAUCUACGACAUCGUAGUAAUAGCGACACCGCUCCAACAAAAUGUCAACUCUGGCAUCUCAUUCCAGGGCUUUGAGCCUCAAAUUCCAGAAAUGGUGGGCUCCUACCACCAAACGGUGGCCUCCAUCAUCCAUGGCUACCUAAAUUGCACCUACUUUGGCUUCCCAGAUCCAAAGCUCUUCCCAUUUUCAAGCAUUCUCACAACCGACACCGAGGAGCUGUUCUUCAACAGCGCCGCCAGCGUCUGUCCCGUCAACAUAACCUCCGGUUUCCGCCGAAAGCAGCCUCAGGAGGCGGGAGUUUACAAGGUGUUCUCCCCAAAACCUCUGGAGAAGAGUGAGCUGAAGACCCUUUUUAAGUCCUACUACUCUGUGCAGGUCACCGAUUGGAUGGCCUACCCUCAUUACGGCAGCACUCAAGGCUUGCCGCCAGUUGUGCUGCAUGAAAACAUGUACUUUCUUAAUGGAAUCGAGUGGGCAGGGAGUGCCAUGGAGAUGAGCUCAGUGGCAGCCAAGAAUAUUGCACUGUUGGCCUACCACCGCUGGAACAGACAGUCGGAGAUGAUUGACCAGAAGGAUCUCAUGCACAAAGUCAAGACGGAAUUGUGACGCAUCCAAUUUGCUAUUUAAAGUAAUUUUUAUGGAUCAUGGCCUUAAUUUACAACACCCCUAGAGUUUCGUUUUUAAUCCAUUCAGCCAAUUUUUGUGUCAUUUAGCUUAGCUUAGCAUAGAUCAUUGAAUUAGAUUAGACCAUUAGCAUCACGUGCAAAUUUUAAAAGAGUUAAUUUUCUUAUUUAAAGUUUGACUCUACUGUAUACGUUGUGUACUAAGACUGACAAGACAAUGAAGAUUUGCUAUUUUCUAGGCCGAUAUGGCUAGAAACUGUACUCGUAUUCUGGCGUAAUAAUCAAAGAACUUUGCUGUCGUACCAUGCCUGCAACAGGCACAAUGAUAUUACGCAGAUUCUAACUGGUGGUUCAAGUGUAGGGUUUGGUGCUAGGGAUUAUUUUAAAGCACUGUGUAACAUUGCCCCUACUGCAGCCAUGGUACAGCAGCAAAGUUCCUUGAUUAUUACGCCGGAAUGAGAGUAUAGCUCCUAGACACAACAGUCUGUUGUAUGUAUGAAUCAGUGAAGUCAGUAUGAAUUAGAAACCCAAUUUUCCAUCUGUCUUAGUACAUGAUGUAACUACAGAAGAGUCAAGCUUUAAAUAAAGAAAUUAUCAUAAUUUUUUUGAAAAUUUUGAGCGAGAUGCUAAUAGUCUAAUCCGAUUCAAUAAUCUAUGCUAAGCUAAGCUAAAAGUGCUGAAUAUCAGCUGAUAACAGUUUAACUCUAGUGUAGUUAUAAAAUUAGCCUAUAUUUGAGCAAAAACAGGUCAAUAAUAAGGAGAAUUAUGAUAUAUUAAGUGACCAUGCAUCAAGACUUGCCACAUGCAUCAUGACCAGGAUUUAUUACCUGCUGAGGCCAGUUUAACCAAUAAUGUGCAAGCAUUGUACACAAUCGACCAAUCAUGGUGUAUUUGAAGUUGGGAUCUACAGAGAAUGUUCAAAAUGAUGUAAAUACAUGUGUAUAUAUGAAGUGUUCAGAUGCAAAAACCUCUAAAUGCCAUCUGAAAUUUCCAUCGGAAAUGAGCAUUUUUCUCAGACUCCUGUGUUUAUGUUGAGUUUCAUUUUAAAAACCUUAAAACGGGUGUAUUCUUUGCUAAAAACCUGAAAUUACUGAACCUACACACAGGAGCCUGAUAAAAAAAGUUCAUGUUUGAAGGAACUUUCAAACGGCUUUUAGAGGUUUUUGCAUCUGAACUCUUCAUAUGAUAGCUGCAUGACUUCAAAGUAGCAUGAGAGCAAUUUGAUAGUAUACAGCGCUAUAUGAUGCCUACACCUCUUACAAAUGUCAUACAGUGAUCAGUCUGUACAGUGUAAACAGUCAAAACCUGGACUUUUUAGGGUCUUUAUUAGGACAGGACAGUGGCGAUAACGGACAGAAAGAAUUGGAAGUAGAGUUCAAGCCGGGACUUGAACUCGGGUCACAGUGAGCACAUUAUUGCUAUGUGUCGACACACUGAACCACUUGGCAACACACUCAGAAAUGAAGAUACAUCACUAAUGCAGUUAAAAAUCUUUUGAAAGCUAGUACACAAUGUAACAACAGAAGAGUCAAGCUUUAAAUAAUAAAAUGAUCAAAACACUUUUUUGAAAAUUUUGAGCGAGAUGCUAAUGGUCUAAUCCGAUUCAAUGAUCUAUGCUAAGCUAAAAGUGCUCCUGCCAGACCUAAAGAUCAGCUGAAUGGAUUGAAAAAUAGUGAAACUCAACUGUUUAUCUCUAGGGUAGUUAUGAAAUGAGCCUAUAUUCAAAAGAGGUCAAUAAUAAAGAUAAUUAUGAUCUAUUAAGUGACCAUACUUGCCACAUGUGUCAUGGACAGGAUUUAUUACCUGUUGAAGCCAGUUUGAUCAAUAAUGUGCAAGCAUUGUACACAAUCGACCAAUCGUGGUGCAUGUGAAGGUGAGAUCUACAGAGAACGUUCAAAAUGACGUUAAUUCAUGUAUGUAUGAAGAGUUCACAUGCAAAAACCUCUAAAGGCCAUCGAAAAUGAGCAUGUAUAUGUUGAGUUAUUUCAUUUUAAAAACCUUUAGAAGAGUGUAUUCUUUGCCAUAAACUUGAAAUUACUGAACCUACACACAAGAGCCUGACAAAAAUGGCCCUUUUUGAAGGCACUUUCAAACGCCUUUUAGAGGUUUUUGCAUCUGAACUCUUCAUAUGAUAGCUGCAUGACUUCAAAGUAGCAUGAGAGCGAUUUGAUAGUAUACAGCGCUAUAUGAUGCCUCUUACGAAUGUCAUAUAGUGAUCAGUCUGUACAGUGUAAACAGUCAAAACCUGGACUUUUUAGGGUCUUUAUGAGGACAGGAGAGUGGAGAUUACGAACUGAAUGAAUUGGAAGUAGCGUGAAAGGGCAAGGAUCGGCAAAGGACCUCAAGCCAGGACUUGAACUCGGGUCACCGUGAGCACAUUAUUGCUAUGUGUCGGCACACUGAACCACUUGGCAACACACUCAGAAGUAAAGGUACAAAAUUUAUCACUGAUGUAAUUCAAAAACUUUCAAAAGCUCCACUUUUGUAUCGUACAGGUGGACAUUACUUGGUUGAGUUUCCACUUUUGUCUCUUUAAGGUUUACUUUUGUUCCUUUAUGGUACUAUAAGGAACACAUUUGUACUUUUUAGGUAUUAAUAUGUAUCUGUAAAGACCUGCUAGGAACAAAAAUGUAAUUCCACCCCAGUGACUUUAUUUCUGAGCGGCACCGACCAAACCUGGACCUUUUUUGAGCUAUAUAGAACUCCUGGCCUGGUGGUAUCCCAUAAUAUAUACCACAUAUGUUCACAAUGAUAUUAAAGUUUGGACAAAGCCAAAAGUAGUUCUCGUUUCUACACAACAUUGCUUCUGUCUUAGUUUUCAGGUCGCUGAAGAGUCUGCCAGAUGUUUAGUGAAUGUGAACAGCAGUGUGGUCUCAGGCUAAACGCUUGAUCUUAAUCAGACGGCGGUAAUGCGUGGGACGUGUUCUCUAUUACUGACCAACUGACCAACCAACAUCUCUGUGAGCUCAUGUUUAUCUGUGAUGAAGUGACCACGUAUGAGAGAGGUGAAAGUUAGCAUUGCAUUUCAUUGUUUUUUUUAUGUUUGCUGAUGAAGUCCUAAGUUGUACAUGCUAUGUAUGUGUACUCUUCACUAGGCUAGGAAAUGUCUUGGCAGGAAAUAAUCUAUUAUUAAAACUAUUUAUUAUGGCAGCUUGACUUUCUCAGUUUAAUAAAUAAUGGCGUAUGGUG